Molecule: messenger RNA, 1364 nt
Organism: Drosophila yakuba
Lineage: Eukaryota; Metazoa; Arthropoda; Insecta; Diptera; Drosophilidae
Exons: 4
Coding region: 114-1289 (391 amino acids)
Molecular function (GO): acyltransferase activity
Source: RefSeq, a predicted model, not a curated record
AUCGAAAAACAAGUGGUCAUAAAAUCAAAUUGAAACCUCGGCUGGAGGAUUCCCAGUAAGAAGUUGGCAUAAAUUUAUUCUUUGGCAGUUGCAACAGUUAAAAAGAACUAAAAAUGCCGGCAUGUCUGCGCUCCCUUAGCUCCAGAUGCCUUCGGCAGCUACUGCGCCCACUGGGUCGUCAUCUCGGAUCGUACAGCAAGGCGGUGGUGAUUGCGGCUGCCGUAAGAACACCGAGUGCUCCCUUUCGGGCGGAGGAGCAGCGUCUGGCGGGCCUAGUUGUGGACGAACUGGUCAAACGCACCAGCGUGCCACGCGAGGAGUACAACAAACUGAUUGUUUGCUCCUCCCUCAAGACCCCCGCUCCAGAGUGCAGGGAUCGGCUUUCCAGCGUGGCCCAGGAGUUGGGCCUGAAGUGUGAGACACUAGCCCUGCAGGACGAUGUCUGCUCCAUCAGCGGUCUGCAGAUGACGUUGGACUGCCUGGAGCGCGGCGAAGACCAGUGCAUUAUUACGGGGGAUACCCGCUGCCAGGUUGUCCAGCCGGAGCACGGCGUUCUGUCCAACGAGCUUAUGGCCGUGCAGCAGCCCCGGUCUCGCAAGCGAGCUGGAACUGAACUGGCCACUGAACCUGAGUUGACGCCAACGCUAGGAGCUGCUGCUUUGGCCUGGACAACUUUGCAGACGGCCCAGCGUCUAAACCUGCAACCGCUCGCCCUGCUACGAGAGUUCGCGGUAGAGCAGGAUCACGAGCAGACUAUGUACCGCCUGGAUGGAAGGGAACCCGUGACGCCCAGUGAUAUCUACACCUGGAACAUGGUCACAGGCACGCAGAAGGGAAUACCAGAAAGCAUACUUGGGGAUUUACAUGCCAACCGCCUGUGCACGCACGAUUUCAAACAAAUCACGGCCAGUCACCUGCUAACGCAUCUGGUUCAUUCUCUACCUGCAGGGGGACUGGGUUGCGCCUUUAUGGGCACAACGGAUGGCCGCUCCAUGGCCAUGGUCCUUGAGAAGCUGGUGCCUAGCAUAGAUCAGGUGGAGGGCCUCCCGUUGCUGACUUUGUAUACCAAGGACCCCUGCCCGUUGUGCGACGAGCUAGUCCAGCAGUUAGAACACGGCUUUGCCGGCAGAUACCGUCUGGAGAAGGUUUACAUCGACCGGAAGGAAAACGUUAGGUUCCUCCGCCUUUUUAGGCACGACAUUCCUGUUCUGUUCUUCAACGGCCAGUUCCUAUGCAUGCACCGGCUGAACGAGGAAGCUCUAAUAGAGCGACUGGAGGCACUAAACUAGUCCAAAGAUCGUUAAGAAGAUUGUAAACAAACAAAAUUGAAGUCAGUAACAAGAAAAUUCAUUACUUAAACUCUA